Macadamia integrifolia is the source of this 3099-nucleotide messenger RNA. RefSeq names its product histone-lysine N-methyltransferase, H3 lysine-9 specific SUVH1-like. The record is from RefSeq and is a predicted model, not a curated record. The transcript has 3 exons. The coding region runs from base 472 to 2694 and encodes 740 amino acids. Lineage: Eukaryota; Viridiplantae; Streptophyta; Magnoliopsida; Proteales; Proteaceae. Gene Ontology annotation, cellular component: nucleus. Gene Ontology annotation, molecular function: zinc ion binding; histone methyltransferase activity; protein binding.
AGGAAACAGAAACACAGAAAAGCGAGAGAGAGAGAGAGACAGACAGAGAUAAAAGUUGAAGUUAGCGAAUAAUCGAGCUAGGGUUCAGUCGUUCCAUGUAGGAUACUUUCUGUACUCUCUUGCUCGUUUUUGGGUACUCUGACGUUAAGAACUGUUGAUGUUAGAAGGUGUCUUUCAAGCUUGGCGAUCUUCUCUGAUACAUAUUUCGUGGAAAUAGUCGAUUUCUCUUCGGCUUCACAUUGCUCAGAAGAUUUGCAGCAUUUCUGCCGUGCAUUUUUAAUCCGUAGAUCAGAAGUGGAAGCUGUAGCCAUAUUUUUGUUGUUGUUGUUGUAUUAUGGAUAUCAGAUUAUAUUAUUUAGCAAUUGUAGAAUCUAAAAUACAGUGGAGGAGGAGAUAAAUCAGCUUAUUUAGUUGGUGGGUUUUUGACGCUUCGAAGUUUUUUUUGGCUAUUCCAAUCUUGGGGGGGGCUCAAUGGAACGAGGUUUGGGUUCAGACUCUGUUCCUCCACCAGGUUCUUUUGAUAAAUCAAAAGUCUUGGAUGUAAGGCCUUUGCGUUGUUUGGCUCCGGUGUUCCCAUCUCCACAAGGGUUCCCAUCUCCACAAGGGUUCCCAUCAUUCUACCCUCCUCAAGGUCCUCCCUUUGUCUAUGCGCCCCCAUUUGGUCCAUAUCCUCCGGGAUUUACUGCAUUUUAUCCAUUCUAUGUCCCUCCAGAGUAUCAAAGGCCACCUGAACAAAACCCUCAGACCACUGGUGGAGCUACCAAUCAAGCAGGUACUUUUGUUUCCCCCUACCCUGUGCAAACUCCAUCUGCACAGAUGCCUUCAUAUAGAACAUCGCUUCCUACAAUACCGUCCAUCUUUUCAGAUUCUGCCAAUGGUGAUGCAGGGUCAUCGAGGAAGAACUCCAAAUGCCAUGAUGUGGGUCUGGAGGUGGAAGAAGAAAGUGACAUCAAGGGUGAUUCUGUGCGAUCGGUGACAGAAGAUGGAUGUAGUGACAACCUAAAGCAAGCUGCACAACAGCUUUCUCACCCUACUAAUACAGAUGCUGAAGCCACUAGUAGUGGGGUGAGGCAGAAGGGUAAGUCGUCCUACAAAAGAGUAAAGAUCAGCGAGGAGGUUAGGUUAUCCUUGGCAUCUAGUGUUGAUACUGAAUCAGUUGGGACUAUUGUUAUGAGAUUUGAUGCGCUCAGGCGUAGAAUUUGCCAAGUGGAAGAUGCAAAAGAUCCAGUGUCUGGAGUGACCAGACGAGCUGAUUUAAGAGCUGGCACAAUUAUGAUGAACAAUGGUUUCAGAACGAACAUAAGGAAGAGGGUAGGAGCUGUUCCUGGAGUUGAAAUCGGUGAUAUUUUCUUUUUCAGGAUGGAGAUGUGCUUGGUAGGAUUGCAUGCUCCGAGUAUGGCUGGAAUUGACUAUACUAGUCUUAGGUUUAACGAGGAAGAAGAGCCUGUGGCUGUAAGCAUUGUUUCUUCUGGAGGUUAUGAGGGUGACAUGGAUGAUGGGGAUGUUUUGAUUUACAGUGGCCAGGGUGGAAAUAUAAAUAGGAAAAAUAAACAAGUGGUCGAUCAGAAGCUUGAAAGGGGCAACCUUGCUUUGGAGAAAAGCUUGCGUCGGGGUAAUGAGGUAAGAGUCAUUCGUGGAAUGAAGGAUGUAGGUAAUCCAACAGGGAAGGUCUACAUCUAUGAUGGUCUGUAUAAAAUUCAAGAGUCGUGGAUGGAUAAAGGGAAGUCAGGUGGCAACGUUUUCAAGUACAAAUUGAUAAGAGAACCAGGACAGGCUGCUGGAUUUGCUAUUUGGAAAUCAAUCCAAGUGUGGAAGGAAGGUAUCACAUCUAGGCGGGGGCUUAUUCUGCCAGACUUAACAUCAGGGGUAGAAAAUUUACCUGUUUCUCUUGUAAAUGAUGUUGAUGAUGAGAAAGGACCUGCUUAUUUCUCAUAUUUCCCUGGUCUCAAGAAUGCAAAACCAGUCAACUUGGGUGAAUGUUCAUUUGGCUGCAACUGCAAAGGUGUAUGCUCACCUGGUAAUCAGAAUUGUUCUUGCAUUAAAAAAAAUGGGGGUGAUAUACCAUAUAUUGCCAAUAGGGUUGUUGUCAGUUGCAAGCCUGUAAUUCAUGAAUGUGGUCCUUCCUGCCAAUGUCAGCCUCACUGUUUCAACCGAGCAUCCCAAAGUGGUUUGAAAGUGCGGCUGGAAGUGUUUAAGACCAAAGACAGAGGCUGGGGUCUGCGGUCCUGGGAUCCAAUCCGCGCAGGCGGUUUUAUUUGUGAAUUUGCUGGGGAAGUCGUAGAAAAGAUUAAGAUAGAGGAGGUUAAUGAUGAACUCGAGGAUAAUGAUUAUACUUUUGAUGCUACCUGCACUGUUGAACAGCCUGCUGAUUUUAAUUACAUACCUGAGUUACUAGGUGAAGAAAAAGAAGUUGAUAUGAACAAGGAAUACAAAGCGCCUUUGCCCAUCAUCAUAAAUGCAAAGAAUGUUGGGAAUGUAGCUCGCUUUAUGAACCAUGGUUGCUCCCCAAAUGUCUUUUGGCUCCCAGUCCUACAUGAACACAAUGAUGGAUCAUAUCUGCAUAUUGCAUUUUAUGCAAUCAAACACAUUCGUCCCCUGACAGAGUUGUUAUAUGAUUAUGGUACAAGUGGAAACCAGCACAGGACAAAAAAGUGCUUAUGCGGGUCUUCAAACUGCCGAGACUACUUUGGCUAGUGGUUUAGAAAUAAAAAAACGAGGACAAACGUGUUGCUGUUCGACAUAAUCUUCAAAUUAAGGUGGUGAAACAGGAUUUCAGGAUAGGAAUUUACCAUCAGUUCGAGAUUUUAGUUUCAUGCUGUACAGGUAUUGAAGAUACCAAAUUUUGUUGUUUAUGAUAUUUGUGGAGCUUUAUUGCUCCAUACUCUAGCUUUUAAUGUAUAAUUGACUUCUCAAAUGAGGCAGAUGUCUUGAUUAAUGUCUAAAGGUUUCUGCUUCUGCUUGGGAUUUGGGCAGCCUGCAUCGUUUCAUUGAAACUGUAGUUUUUCAGAUGUACAGGAUAAAUGCCAAAAUUUGCUAUUUAUGUUGCAUGAGGUGGCAUUUUGCUAUAUUCAGAUGUCAAUAGGCCAAUAUUUUUAUUUA